UUGGACGAUCAGUUGACCGAUCAGUUGGUCGACCAGUUGAACGAUCAGUUGGUCGAUCAGUUGGUCGAUCAGUUGGACGAUCAGUUGGUCGACCAACUGAUCGACCAGUUGGUCGAUCAGUUGGUCGAUCAGUUGGUCGACCAGUUGGUCGAUCAGUUGGUCGACCAGUUGGUCGAUCAGUUGGUCGACCAGUUGGUCGAUCAGUUGGUCGACCAGUUGGUCGAUCAGUUGGUCGACCAGUUGGUCGAUCAGUUGGUCGACCAGUUGGUCGAUCAGUUGGUCGAUCAGUUGGUCGAUCAGUUGGUCGAUCAGUUGGACGAUCAGUUGCCCAACCAGUUGCCCGACUAG
Danaus chrysippus (African queen) is the source of this 348-nucleotide messenger RNA. Lineage: Eukaryota; Metazoa; Arthropoda; Insecta; Lepidoptera; Nymphalidae. The record is from the annotation of a GenBank genome assembly.